AUGAACAGAGUACCAAAAAAACUUGCCCCAGGAAGAGUAUCAGUACCUACUCCGAGAAUUCCGGGCCUACUCAACUUCAGUCUUGUUGACAUUGGCAAGUCUUGCUCACUUUGUGAGAAGACCUUUAAAGAUCACUGGAAUCUUAAAAGACAUUUGCAAAGAUGUCAUGACAUAACAGAAACGGUUGCAGAUGAUAUGAGCAUAGUCCAGGAGACCAAAUAUCAAGAUAUACAGACGAGCAACAGCCCAAAAAAUAUGCUUACACCAAGUGAAAGUGUGGAAGAGGAAUCAGACGUUGAUAAUGAAUACUACAACAGUAUCUUAAAUUAUGACGAGUGUGAAGAAAGUGAUGAUGGAAGUAGAGUUGACAAUAGUGAUUUUGAUGUUGAGAAAAACACAGAGCUAAAUGCAGGCAUUUCUCUGUUUAAUCACAUCUUGAACAACAUGUCUGCUUUCGCCAAUAACAACGAAUCUUCAAUCGAUGAAGAGGAUGAAUUCCAGAGUAAAAUGUUUAACUCUACUGCCUGGAACAGAUUUACACCAAAUAUUCAUCCAUUUAAAGAUAUCCAGACGAUGAUUUUGCUCGCACUUGUCGAUGGUGAUAACAACAUGAUUUCUCAUAGAAUGUUAAAGAAGAUAUUAUUUACCAUCAAUCUUCUUCUAAAGAUCUACAAAGAAGCUAUUAGAAAAGAUAUUUCUUUCAAGUUGCCCCGGUUAGAUGCACUCUGGAAUUACCAGACACGAAAAGAAUUGAACAUCCCAAUUUUCAAAUCGAAAAGUUUAGAUGUUACUCUCUCUGACAGCACAAAAGUCACCACAUUCCUUAACUUGCCUUCUGAGCAUAUCAAACUCCUUGCUGCCGAUCCUAUAAAGUCAAAAUCAAUCUUUUCUUUAUCUGAUCGCACGCCAAACCAAUCUGUCUGUCUUCAACAAGGAGAAAAAUGGAGAAUAAAUACAUACUUCCGACAGCCCAUGUUUACCCACAACAACGUUGAUUUCUGGUCUGGUGACAUUGUUCUGUUAAAAGAUUGCUCACCUAACAUUCGCUUUCUGGUGGAAUCUUUUCAUACAAUGGAUACAUCUAAUGUUUUCUCUUGUGGUUGUAGCAUUGACAUCGAAAUCAAUCAUACCGACAUAAAUAUUGAAUCAUUUCUCUCUGUCAACACAACCCCAUUAAACACCUCCUUAUGUUGCAGCAUCUCUCCUGACACAAUUAUCUUGCUCAUUCCAACUCAUCAUAAAUUACUUGAAGAAGAACAUUUUCUGAAGAGGCUUAUAUGCAACGGAACUGACCAAGAAAACAACCAAAGAAAAUAUUACAAGGUAAAGAUUGCACCUGUAAUUCUUUUCUCAGAUGAUACUUCUGGAAACAUCUCUAAGCAAUUUAAUCCAUAUAAGAGCUGGUUGAUGAAAUGUGUGGCCCUCUCUUUUGAGGAAAGGUGCUCCAUAGAGAAUAUCUUAUUUAUAUCAGCAAUUCCAAAGAAGAAAAGUGCAAAUGCUGCCUCGUUGUUACCUGAAAUUGUUGAUGAUUUGAAGAAGCUAGAAAACAGCGUGGUAAUGUUCUCUGCAGAAGAUAAUGCAUAUGUUCUUGUGGUACCUCCUUUACUUUGGAUUGAGGCAGAUAUAUCUUGUCACUCAGAGCUUUGUGGUUUAGGUGCACCCAACUCAACUUACCCUUGUAGAAAGUGCUACAUUAAAUUGCAAAGUCAAAUCCCCGAGUUGAACAAAGUUGAAUACUAUACUAACAGGCAUCCAACAAGAACCAAGGAUCAUUAUAUCCAGGCUGCUUCUACACCAGACAGAGAUACAGUGAUCCUUGAUAUUUCUUACUUUGAUGACAAAAACACAGCAGAAGAGUUAACUUUUAAAAACAACUCAACAGACAAACUGCUAGAACUUAAAGUAUAUGACCAGUCAAAAGACACUUCUGCUGAAAUAUUGCAUUAUAUUCUCCUUGGUAUUGCAAAGUAUCUUAUCACUGAUCUGGUUAAAGUUGUCCUAAACAAAAACAAAAAAGAACUAGAAGAACUGUUUGAUUAUGUUAAAGACUACAAAAAUUCCAGAGGCAUAUCAAGAGUGUUUACAAGGACUCUCACUCAUGCCGGUUCGUUUCUUGGUAGAGACUUCAAGGUACUAAUCCAAAUACUUCUGGUAAUUCUGGCCAUAAAGUUUGCAGAUACAGAAGUAUUACAGGAAAUCACUCCCCUCUUUGUUCGUCUUGGCCGUCUAUGCUCUCUAGUAUUUGUUCAAUCUAUUGACAGUCAAUACGAGACAUAUAUCAGUGAAGUAGACUCUGCCGUUAGAAGUCUAAUUGAAGCCCUACACAAAUACGACACUAACUGUAAACAUAAAAAACAUGCAUUCUAUACGUCCAAGCCAAAAGUCCAUCUGUUGACCCAUCUACCUGAAGAUUUACAAAGAUUCGGGUCUGCUCUUAACUACGAGACCAAAAAGAGAGAGUCCAGAGAAUUUACAGACAAGAAUGGUACAGGUUUGACCCCUAGAAGGAUAUUAAAAGAUAAUACAUUUGCUCUAUUUAGACAAAGCAAUGGACAAAUCAUCAUUGGAAUGGUGCUUUUUUCUAAAGUAUACCAUUUGUAUAUCGAACAUUCAUCCGCACAUGCUGUUAACAACAAUUAUUGUCUAACACUCAAAUAUGCUGAUGAUAUAUACAUGCCACUAGAUGAAUUGAAGAUUGUUUGUCUAUUAGACAUGCAUCUGAAAGUUGGCUGUAAAUAUGUUGUUAAUCUCAACAAAUUUGGUUCAUACUGGUCCUUCCUUUAUUCCUUUUAUUAA
Molecule: messenger RNA, 2796 nt
Organism: Phycomyces blakesleeanus NRRL 1555(-)
Lineage: Eukaryota; Fungi; Mucoromycota; Mucoromycetes; Mucorales; Phycomycetaceae
Product: C2H2-type zinc finger transcription factor
Exons: 3
Coding region: 1-2796 (931 amino acids)
Source: RefSeq, a predicted model, not a curated record